Molecule: messenger RNA, 456 nt
Organism: Staurois parvus
Lineage: Eukaryota; Metazoa; Chordata; Amphibia; Anura; Ranidae
Source: the annotation of a GenBank genome assembly
UUGCAGAGUUCUGGAGAGCUUACACAGAGUUCAGACCUUGAUUACCUUCUGAAUGUCCCUCUUUUACCUAAUAUGAAACUUGAGGCUGACAUCCGACGCAGAUUUAUCCCAGUUCGUACUGUUUGUGUGAGCAUUGUUCUGUUACUGGUGCAGGUAGCCUUCGUAGCUUUGGCUCUUGUCUCUGGUUAUUUUUGCAUACUUCACAGUGAAGAUGGUAAAUGCAUGCAAUACACAAACCCCUUUGAACUGAAUACAAUUAUCAUCAUGUGUAAAGUCAUACUGUGGUUGUUGUACGUGGUCCAUGAGCGAUUUCUCCACUACCAUCACUCCAAAGCAAAAGGCCGGGGAUAUCUUAAACUAUACCAAUCCACAAGCCAUCUCACGACUAUUCCACUAAUGAUACACUCUACAGGUAUUGUACAGCAUUAUCUUUAUUACAACAGAUGUUUAGGUUAA